CUUUCGUUUUGCGGUAUGGGCUUUAUCAAGUUGUAUUCAAUGCAAUUUAAGAGAGAGGACUGGAGGUUUUUGCUCAAUCAAGCUUUUAUAUUGGAGAAUGAUGAAUUGAACAACGGAGACACGACCGGCGUCGAUUACGACACUGAUGAUGAGGAUAAUGAAAAGUUUUCUGGUCAUAUUUUGGUUUAUUCGCGGAAAUUUUUGUCAACAACUUCGCUUCUUUCCCAAAUGUAUAGCUUUACGGGUUUUGUUUAUAUUCUAUCCCCUUUUAUUGAAUAUGGGAUUUAUAAAAUAAAAGGCGAAGAUGUGGAUUGGCUGCAUAUUUUGCCGGUAUGGUCGCCAUUAGAUAUCAGUGCCUUUGGUUAUGCAGCGACAGUAAUUGCUGAAAUCGUUGCUUCUGCUUAUUGUGUAUGCGUGCACAUUGUGUUUGAUUCCUUUGCUACUGGUACUAUGAUAUUUGUAUGUGGCCAGUUUUCAUUACUUCACGCUUAUAGCCAGAGAAUCGGCGGAAGUGGCAAGAAAUUUAAUUUAUGCCAGGAACGAGACGCUCGAGCCCAUUAUAGGAUUAAGAAAUGCCACUUCAUUCAUGUUACUUUGUUACGUAUGGUAAAACAAUUAGAUGAAAUCAUCCGGAAUAUUGUCGGGAUAUACUUCUUCGUGGCUACACUGACUCUCUGUUGUGUAUGUAUACAGCUACAAUCAAAGGACUUAAGCGCCACCCAACUAAUAUCACUUCUUCAGUACAUGUGCGCAACUCUCACUCAGCUUUUUCUCUACUGUCAUUACGGGGACGCAGUACACAAUGAGAGCGUUGUUGCUUUAGGCGAAGGCCCAUUCGCAUCAGCUUGGUGGAGUCUGGGAAAAAAAAUGCGCUCUGAAGUUGGGAUCCUUUGUAUAAGAAUGUCUCGAAGCUGCAAACUAUUCGCCGGACCAUUCAACGUUCUCAAUUUGGAGUCUUUUAUACAGAUUGUCCGAACGGCAUACAGUUAUUAUGCAGUAUUACGACAGACAUCCGAAUGA
Molecule: messenger RNA, 1020 nt
Organism: Zerene cesonia (dogface butterfly)
Lineage: Eukaryota; Metazoa; Arthropoda; Insecta; Lepidoptera; Pieridae
Product: odorant receptor 22c-like
Exons: 5
Coding region: 16-1020 (334 amino acids)
Biological process (GO): sensory perception of smell; detection of chemical stimulus involved in sensory perception of smell
Cellular component (GO): plasma membrane
Molecular function (GO): odorant binding; olfactory receptor activity
Source: RefSeq, a predicted model, not a curated record